Messenger RNA from Scleropages formosus (Asian bonytongue), 1285 nucleotides. It is a transcript of the gene lrrc39, whose product is annotated as leucine rich repeat containing 39. Gene Ontology annotation, cellular component: cytoplasm. The transcript has 8 exons. Bases 7 to 1125 code for a protein of 372 amino acids. Lineage: Eukaryota; Metazoa; Chordata; Actinopteri; Osteoglossiformes; Osteoglossidae. The record is from RefSeq and is a predicted model, not a curated record. Gene Ontology annotation, molecular function: protein binding.
CUUGACAUGAGUGCGGGAGGGGGUGGGGUCGCCAUGACCGGGCUGGCGGUGUGUUUCGGGACAGUGAACUCCAUCAAAGCUCUUUGGGAGACCAGGAUAAAGAAAUGCAAAGAGGACUUGGAGAAGCAGACAGAGCUGAAGGAGAAGGUGGCUGUGGGCAGGCUGAAACAUGCCUGGGAGGACCGGAUCACCUUGGCCAAGCUGAAGGAGAAGGUGGUGACAGAGGAUGGGAGAGUCAUUUUAAGGAUAGAAAGAGAGGAAUGGAAGACCCUCCCACCGGUGCUCGUGCAGCUCUGUCAGGUCCAGGAGUGGCAGCUGCACCGGACAGGCCUGCAGAAGAUCCCACACUUCAUUGCCAGCUUUGAGAAUCUCAUAGUGCUCGACUUGUCCCGCAACGCCAUCUCAGAGAUUCCCAAGGAGAUUGGUAAGCUGACCAGGCUGAGAGAGCUGCUCAUGAGCUACAACCGGGUGAACAGCAUUCCCGAGGAGCUGUGCUGCUGUGAGAAUCUGGAGAAGCUUGAGCUGGCAGUCAACAGGGACCUGGACGAGUUGCCUGCGCAGCUGAGCAAACUGAAGAAGCUCUAUCACUUGGAUCUCUCUAUGAACCAGUUCACCACGAUCCCUGAGUGUGUGGUUGAUCUUCCUGCCCUGGAGUGGCUGGACAUGGGUGGAAACAUGCUGCAGUACCUACCACAUGACAUCCACAGGUGGCCAGCAGCAUUAAGGGAGCUGAGCCCUCAGCUGGAGCGAAGUGACACUGACUGUUUACAUUCUGCCUACACCAGAAUGGAGAAGCUGCACACACUGUGGCUUCAGAGGAACGAGCUUGAGCACCUGCCCGACAACAUCAGCCGUAUACCCAACCUGGAAACGCUGGUGCUCAGCAGCAACAAACUGCGUGACAUUCCUGCCUUGAUGGAGGGAAUGAGCAACCUCAGAUUUGUCAACUUUAGAGACAACCCUCUGACGUUAGAUGUGUCACUUGCCAAACCGGACACGUCCGAAGAAGACGAAGAGGAAGAUGACAGAGAGAUGUUUGGAAUAGAGUUCAUGCACGCCUACAUCCAGGAAGCUCGACAAAGAGGUUAUGCUGUGCUUAAUGUUCAUUGUGUGCAUCGGAGGUAGAAACAUACACCUUUUACAUGACGAAAACUGUUUUGCUUUAGAAUUUUAAACUCAUUCUGUUAAAUUAUUUUUCCCCCCCAGAGUCCCAGCCAAAUUACACUUCAGUACUAAAUGUGACCAUCGAGGCAGGACCAGAGAUAACAUCAACACAAUGAUAUUG